AUGGUCGCGGACAAGGGGAGGCUAACAUGGUCUGACAAGGGGAGGCUACAUGGUCGGAGCAAGGGGGAGGCUAACAUGGACGGACAAGGGGGAGGUUUACACAAGUCGAACAAGGGGCGAGGCUACAAUGGUCGAGACAAGGGGGAGGCCUACAUGGUCGGACAAGGGGGAGGCUACAUGGUCGGACCAAGGGGGAGGCCUACAUUGGUUGGACAAGGGGGAGGCUACAGUGGUCGAACAAGGGGGAGGCUAGCAUGGUCGAACAAGGGGGAAGCUACAUGGACGGUACAAGGGGAGGCUACAUGGUCGGACAACGGGGGAGGUUCCAACACGUCGGACAAGGGGGAGGUCUUACAUUGGUCGGACAAGGGGAGGCUAACAUGGUCGAACCAGGGGAGGCUUACAUGUCGAACAAGGGGGAAGCUAUCAUGGUCGGACAAGGGGGAGGCUACAUGGUCUGACAAGGUGGGAGGCCUACAGUGGUCGGACAAGGGGAGGCUACAUGUCGACAAGGGGGCGGCUCACAUGGCGACCAAGGGGGAGGCUACAUGCCGGAGCAAGGGGGAGGCUACAUGGUCUGGAACAAUGGCGGGAGGCUACAUGGUCGACACGAGGGAAGCUAUCAUGGUCGACAAAGGGGAGGCUAGCAUGCAAUGGUCGGACAAGGGCGGAGGCCUACAUGGUCGGACAAGGGGCGAGGGCUACAUGGUCGGACAAGGGGGAGGCUACAUGGUCGGACAAGGGGGAGCGCUACAUGGUCCGACAAGGGGGAGGCCUACAUGGUCGGACAACGCGGGGAGGCUAAUGGUUGGACCAAGUGGGGAGGCCUACAUGAAAGUCGGACAAGGGGGAGGCUACAUGGUCGGACAAGGGGGAGGCUACAUGGUCGAACAAGGGGGAGGCUACAUGGUCGAACAAGGGGGAAGCUACAUGGUCGGACAAGGGGGAGGCUACAUGGUCGGACAAGGGGGAGGCUACAUGGUCGGACAAGGGGGAGGCUACAUGGUCGGACAAGGGGGAGGUUCGGCCAACAGAAGGCAACGAGAGAGCGGCGGUAACAGCGGGCGCGGUGAAAGAAGAAG
Molecule: messenger RNA, 1082 nt
Organism: Priapulus caudatus
Lineage: Eukaryota; Metazoa; Priapulida; Priapulimorpha; Priapulimorphida; Priapulidae
Product: keratin, type I cytoskeletal 9-like
Exons: 2
Source: RefSeq, a predicted model, not a curated record